UGUAAACCAUGAGCGAUGGCUUUUGGGUCUUCAAAUAGUUGUGGGACUUUGAGAUAAUUAUCAAGUCAAACUUUUCUACAUAAAUUUGUGCAAUUUUCUACAUAUACUUGUGAGUAUUCAAAAUAGUUAUCAAUUCAGAAUUUUCGACCAACAGAAGAAAUGGCGGAUGCUAUUGUUGUGUCCUGUAGCUGUUGAACCAGUUUUCAUUGAUGAAGUGAUUGGAUUGUUUUCCAGAGUUGAUCAAUCAGUUUGAGAUAUGGCAGGUGCUAUUGUGUUCUUAGCUGUGGAAAGGAUUUCAGAUUUGCUCAUCCAUGAAGCAGUUUUUCUCAAAGAUGUGAAAGAUCAAGUUGAGAGCCUUAAGGCUGAACUGAAGCGUAUGGAAUGCUUCUUGAAGGACGCUGAUCGUAACCCAGACCAAGACGAGCGUUUCUGCAAUCGGGUGUCGGAGAUCAGAGAUCUUGCUUACGAUGCUGAAGAUGUUAUCGACUCCUUCAUUCUUGAAUGUGCACAUCAAGGAGGAUUCCAAGGAAUCGUCAAGAGAUUCACCUCCAUUUUCACCAAGCCUUUUCAUUUACACAAAACAGGGGUGCAGGUCAAAGCAAUCCAGAUUAAGCUUAAAAACAUUUCCAAGAGUCUUCCGGCCUAUGAGAUAUCCGGUGAAGGAGAGGGGUCUAGCUCUAUUUCUAGGGUGCAACAACAGUUAAGGAGGACAUUCUCGCAUGUUGAGGAAGAGAAUGUCAUUAGCUUGGGGGUUAGCAUCAAGGAUGUCCUAGCCCAAUUGAUGACUGAAGAUGACAGACCCCACGCCGUCGUCUCAAUAGUUGGUAUGGGGGGGAUCGGAAAGACUACUCUAGCCAGACAGUAUAUAAACACAUUGAUGUGAGACGACAUUUCGAUUGCUUAGCUUGGGUUUCUAUAGCUCAACAAUGUAAGCCAAGAGAAGUUUUGUUUGAUGUCCUGAUGAAAGUUAAACAUGAAAGAGCAUCAAUUGAUAAUCUAAAUGAGAAUCAAUUGGUUAAAAGACUUUCAAAUGUUUUGAAAGAAAAGCAGUAUUUGAUAGUCUUCGAUGAUAUCUGGAGAAGUGAAGAUUGGGAUAUUCUUAAACCCGCUUUUCCACGAGGAAAAAAAGGAAGCAAAUUUUUGUUCACAACACGCAAUAAGAAUGUAGCUUUAGUUGCUGAUCCUUGCAACUCUCCGAUAGAGCUCCCAUUUCUUACAGAUGAUGAAAGUUGGAAGCUUUUUAGAAGCAAAGUAUUCCCUCGAAACAAGAUAGGUUCUCAUGCCUGCUUGGAAGAAUUUGAGAAAUUCGGGAGACAGAUGGUGAAGAAAUGUGGGGGCUUGCCUCUAGCAAUUGUUGUGUUGGGGGGCUUGCUAGCAACAAAACACUCAUUGGUCCAGUGGGAGAUGGUUCACAGAAAUAUCUUCAAUGGACACUUAAGAGGGUUCCAACAUGAUCAUCAAUAUCAUGCAGUGCAUGGAAUUUUGGCUUUAAGCUACUACGAUUUGCCUUAUCAUUUAAAGCCAUGCUUUCUAUAUCUCAGUCAUUAUCCAGAAGAUUGGGAGAUAUCAAAGAAGGAACUUAUUCAAUUAUGGAUUGCUGAAGGUUUCAUUCCACCAUCAUUAGAAAGCAGCGAAAUAUUAAUGGAGGAUAUAGGCGAACAAUUCUUAGAAGAGCUCAUAAAUAGAAGUUUGGUUCAAGUUGUUAAGCGGGACUAUACAGGAAUAAAUGUGAAAACAUGUCGGAUGCAUGACCUCUUGAGGGACUUAUGUAUAGAGAAAGUAUUGGAACCCACCAUUCUUUGAAAGGUCAAAUGGGGUGGGCACCGAAAGUAAAAAGUAAUAUUGGUUGGCAAGUUGGGUUAAAAGUUGGCAUGGGAUAAUUGCAAUUUUGGUCCCUAAUUGUAUAGGGACAUUGCAAGUUGAUCCUUGAACCUCAACUAUAAAUAGGCCUAACCAUUGCUUACUUUCUUCAUCCCAUAAUUGCCAUUCUCUACUUAAGGCAUUAUUCU
Messenger RNA from Gossypium arboreum, 2009 nucleotides. Its product is annotated as disease resistance protein RPP8-like. The transcript has 2 exons. Gene Ontology annotation, molecular function: ADP binding. NCBI's taxonomy places the organism in Eukaryota, Viridiplantae, Streptophyta, Magnoliopsida, Malvales, Malvaceae. Gene Ontology annotation, biological process: defense response to other organism. The record is from RefSeq and is a predicted model, not a curated record. Bases 961 to 1803 code for a protein of 280 amino acids.